Messenger RNA from Lucilia cuprina (Australian sheep blowfly), 1698 nucleotides. It is a transcript of the gene AdipoR, whose product is annotated as adiponectin receptor protein. Gene Ontology annotation, biological process: adiponectin-activated signaling pathway. Lineage: Eukaryota; Metazoa; Arthropoda; Insecta; Diptera; Calliphoridae. Bases 178 to 1488 code for a protein of 436 amino acids. Gene Ontology annotation, cellular component: plasma membrane. The record is from RefSeq and is a predicted model, not a curated record. Gene Ontology annotation, molecular function: signaling receptor activity. The transcript is spliced from 7 exons.
UAAACUUUGCUUCCAAUACCAUUUUUAAACAACUAAAGAAAAUUUGUUUAGUCGUGUAAUAAAAAAUAAAUUAGUUAUUACUUUAUAUAAUCAUAAAAGAAUAAUAUUAUUAGAACUUGAAGUACAAUAUCUCAAAUAUUCAUGUUAAAAACGCUUAAUAAGGCGCAUUUUUUAUAAAUGGAAGCGGAACAUUCGACAAAUAUGUUACAGCGUAAUACCUCAAUGAUGAACUAUUCUGAAGUGCGAGUCAAUGAACCUAAUAGUGAUGUUGACUCUCCAGUUCACUCGUGUGCAGAAAACAAUGCAAAUGAGAAAGGAAUUCGAAGCGAUGACGAUGAUGAAUAUAUAUUUGAUGAUGUAAAAAUGAUUUUAAGAAAACGUCGUGGUUGGGGACAUGAGGACUCACUGUGUGCUAAUGAUUUAGAUUUGCUUGAGGAUGACGACGUUUUAGCUGAAGAGGAUGACGCUGGAUGUCCUUUGCCCUCUACACCUGAGGAUACUCAACUUAUUGAAGCAGAAAUGACAGAGGUCUUAAAAGCUGGUGUUUUGUCAGAUGAAAUUGAUCUGGGAGCUUUAGCUCAUAAUGCUGCAGAACAAGCAGAAGAAUUUGUCCGAAAGGUGUGGGAGGCCAGUUGGAAAGUAUGUCACUACAAAAAUUUACCUAAAUGGCUUCAAGAUAAUGAUUUUCUGCACCGUGGUCAUCGUCCUCCUUUACCAUCAUUCGGUGCAUGUUUCAAAUCUAUUUUUCGUUUACACACUGAAACUGGAAAUAUUUGGACACAUUUACUAGGUUGUGUUGCAUUCAUAGGCGUGGCCUGCUACUUUUUGUCACGCCCUUCGGUCGAAAUCCAAGUACAAGAGAAGCUAAUUUUUGGGGCAUUUUUCGCUGGCGCCAUUAUAUGUUUGGGGUUUUCGUUUGCUUUUCAUACUUUAAGUUGUCAUUCCGUUGAAAUUGGAAGACUUUUCUCUAAAUUGGAUUAUUGUGGAAUAGCAUUACUUAUAAUGGGUUCAUUCGUACCUUGGCUUUACUAUGGAUUUUACUGUCACUAUCAACCAAAAGUCAUUUAUCUAUCAGUUGUAUGUGUACUAGGAAGCUUAUCGAUAAUUGUUUCCCUGUGGGACAAGUUUUCGGAACCUGCUUUGCGACCGCUAAGAGCAGGCGUUUUUAUGAGUUUUGGUCUUUCUGGUAUUAUACCUGCCAUACACUAUGGUGCCAUGGAAGGAUGGUUUACUCAAAUAAGCAAGUCUAGUCUGGGCUGGCUGCUUUUAAUGGGAUUUCUUUACAUUCUUGGAGCACUAUUGUACGCUUUGCGUGUACCAGAGCGAUGGUUUCCUGGUAAAUUCGACUUGUGGUUUCAAUCUCAUCAACUAUUCCACAUUUUGGUUAUAGCUGCUGCGUUUGUACAUUAUCAUGGUAUUUCAGAAAUGGCAAUGUACCGGGUAACAGUUGGAGAAUGCACUGUUCCUCAUGAGCCAAUUACAUUCUAGGCAUCAGCUCGAUCAAAGUCAUCUGAAACUUAAAUAUAUUUAAAAUUAUUAUUAUAUUAUCCAAAAGAAAAAUGCGGAAAUGUUAUUUAAAAUAAAAAGGUUUGUCACGUUUACAUAUUUGCAUUCUAUGUAAAAGUAGUUAUUCUGUCUCUCCAAAAAAAAUUAUAAUAAUAAUAAUAGAAAAUAUUUUAAUCUACAAGUAAAUUCAAA